Mytilinidion resinicola is the source of this 216-nucleotide messenger RNA. RefSeq lists its product as uncharacterized. Gene Ontology annotation, molecular function: proton-transporting ATPase activity, rotational mechanism. NCBI's taxonomy places the organism in Eukaryota, Fungi, Ascomycota, Dothideomycetes, Mytilinidiales, Mytilinidiaceae. Gene Ontology annotation, biological process: vacuolar acidification; proton transmembrane transport. Gene Ontology annotation, cellular component: vacuolar proton-transporting V-type ATPase, V0 domain. The annotation marks the transcript as partial. The record is from RefSeq and is a predicted model, not a curated record. The transcript has 3 exons.
UGGAGUCUACUUAUCGGCUUCAUCGUCGUCGUCAUCUUCUGCGCCGUGUCGUGGUUUGUCGCGCCAAAGGGCGAAACUCAGACUGUAUGGCGAUCAACUCUUGUACUCUCCGCAGUGGCAAUGUUUCUCAUGUGGGCUAUCACCUUCCUCGCCCAAUGGCACCCUCUCAUCGCACCCCGCCGACUCGACCUCCGACCACACGAGGGAUCACAUUAA